Messenger RNA from Paramecium pentaurelia, 858 nucleotides. Lineage: Eukaryota; Ciliophora; Oligohymenophorea; Peniculida; Parameciidae. The record is from the annotation of a GenBank genome assembly.
AUGAUAACUUCACCUUAAGAGAUGCGAAUAUUAUCAAAAAGAUUCUUUGGUAAUAAGAUCAUUGAUUCAAUUGUACUUGAAGAGAUGAAGGAAUAUCAUUAAAAUAAAGAGAGAAUUGCAAAUAUCAUUUAGAGAUGUUAUCCUGAAAGUUAUAAGUUAUAUUCAGAUUUAGGUAUGAGAGAUAUAUAUUUUAUAAAAGAUCCUUAACUUCUAAGUAUUUUCAUUCAAUAUUUUUUGAAUUAACUUAAUUUUGUUAUUGAAAAAAAGUAUAUAUUUCAAAGAGCUACAUGCUUAUUAGAAUUGAGUGUUCAUUUAUUUAAUAUUUCUUGGGAGAAAAGAUGGAUUAGAGAAAAAUCUUUUGAAGAAUUCAGAUAAAUAAUUGUUAGACAUUCAUUAUACAGACCACCACAUAGUGUUUAUAUAUUUAGUUUGGAGAACUUGAAAGAAAUUUCAUUGCAUUUUUUAUCAACAUUUUUUAGAUUCUAUAGAGCUUACUUCUUUACAUUUACUCCUUGGGUUGAUAUUGUAGUGACAACUUAUUAGAAACAUUAAAUAAAAAAGGAUGUGAAAGAUUUAGAAUUGGAAAAAUUGAGAUAGGAAGCAGAAUAAUAUAAUGAUUAGAUUGAUCCAGAAAUGAUGGAAUAAUUAAUGAGUGGCAAUUCUAUAUUUUAGAUUCCAGAAAAGAAGAAAAGAGAAAUGUUAGAAUAACAAUAAUAGAAAGAGAAAUAAGAAAGAAUUGAUAGAGUAUUAAAAAAGAGAUUAGAAGAAUUAUAAUAAGUUUUUGAUUAAAAAAUAAAGGAAUAAGAUGAACAUUUUAUAAAAUUAGCUGAAGAUUUAAAAAAUCCAAAAAAAAAAUGA